Chaetura pelagica (chimney swift) is the source of this 1050-nucleotide messenger RNA. It is a transcript of the gene CD244, whose product is annotated as CD244 molecule, natural killer cell receptor 2B4. Gene Ontology annotation, molecular function: MHC class I protein binding. The transcript is spliced from 8 exons. Gene Ontology annotation, biological process: natural killer cell activation involved in immune response. Gene Ontology annotation, cellular component: external side of plasma membrane. NCBI's taxonomy places the organism in Eukaryota, Metazoa, Chordata, Aves, Apodiformes, Apodidae. The annotation marks the transcript as partial. The record is from RefSeq and is a predicted model, not a curated record.
AUGGGGAGCAGGUCAGGGGCACGGGUGGGCUUCAGUGGAUUCCCGCGGUGCCGGGAACAACCCGUCCUUGCCCUUGGAGCACUGGAGCUGCAUCUGGAGAGUCCUCCCCAGGGAUGGGAAACAGUGGAAUGGAGGGUGUAUCUGGAUGCAGGGCAGAAGCAACGGAUCCUGACGGUGGAGAAGGAUAAACCACAUGGAGCUGUCAAGGGGCACUUUUCCGGGAGAGCCUUUUUCCUGCAGGGAACCCUCACCCUGAACAUCAGCCCCGUCAGCCUGGAAGAUGCUGGGGAAUACAGGGCAGAAUUCUUUGACCCCCCAGGCAUCGUUGCUACCCAGUGCUUCCGUGUGAAGGUCUGGGAACCUGUUCCUCAGCCCCACCUGGAGACACGGGUCCUGCUCCGGGAGCUGGGGCACUGCAACCUGUUCCUGCUCUGCACCUUGCCCGGCACCCAGCACGUCUCCUACAGCUGGUUCUGCUCUGGGGGUCCCUGGGGAGCCCUGGGCCAUCAGCCCCAGCUCAACCUGCAGGUUGAGGAGGAUGUUGAACCCACCGUGUGUCAGUGCAACGUGAGCAACCCAGUGAGCUGGAGCACGAGCAGCACCGACCUCGGGGCCACCUGUGGGACUGCAGGGCAUUUCAGCUUCAUUCCAUAUGGGGUAGUGGCCUUGAUCCUGGUCAUCUCCAUAGUUCUCAUUGUCUUCUUCUGCUGGUGGUGGAGGAAGAGAGGGAAGAAACCCCCAGGAGAAGACAUGGAACAGACCUCGACCAUCUACGCUGAGGUGGGCAAAGGCCGAAGCAGCCGAGACCCCGAUGGCACCAGUGAGGCCACCAGAGGAGAAAGAACCAUCUAUGCUUCCAUCUGCACCGAACCCCAGGGACCAAGACACCCUCAGGAACCUGAGCUCUCCACCAUCUACUCCACAGUUCAGCACAGCAGGAAGUCUUCCUCUGCCAAGAAGAAGAGGCUGGACCCAGCUUUGGUUUCCACUGUCUACACAGAGGUAACAUGUGGGGAGAUGGACCCUCCAAAGCUCAUCAGCUUUUUGAGG